AUGAAUUCCUUUAAUAUUUCAUUCCUUUCAUCCAUGAAUGGAGAAAUGCAAAACACCAACGACAUGAAUUCAACAUCUUCAUCGUCGUCGUUUCCUUUUCAUAUCUUCUCUCUCUUGAACACCUCCUCUCACUCACUUUCAUGUCCUUAUAAUGAAUCAAAUAUAAUUGAAUCAUCCAUAGGCAACCAUUGGAAACAUGAAAAUAUGGAUCAAAAUGUCAAUAAUGACAUUGUUUCGAAUAUUCCUCCCUUCCUUUCAGUUAGUGGCAAUGAAAAACAUUCACCUUCUCUCAAUGUCUUGAAUAAGGAUCAAUGGUUCAUGUUAUGGGCAAUAUUCAAUAUGAAAAACCAAGUCUCUGUCAAUUCGUCCACCUGCCAGUUGUCAACUAAACAACAACAAGAACAUCAUUCAGAAACGAAUACAAGUCGAAUCGAUGCAUCCUUGACUACAAAUGCUCCAGAAAAUUCCCAGUUUGUAGAAAAUAAUCUUUGUUCGGUGGCACAAACUUGGCAGUCCAUGAAGAUACCUUCUUCAGACUGCUCUUCAUUGAAACGCACAAGCACCGCCUCGAGUUUUCCCAAUGCUUCUCCUAAUCAUACCCUCCACAACACACCACUUGUCGUGUUACCUUCAUCAUCCAUGAAUGAUCUCUACCAAUCCUCAACGAGCUCACCAUUUCUAAGUGAUGUGAAUGAAUUCAUUCUUUCUUCAGAGAAAACCGAUCAAAAGCAUCGAAAGGAUGAUGACACGACAAUAUCUCCUCUCCUCAAUGAGCAUAAUCCUUCAAACUGUUUGAAGAAACCAAUGACCCAACAACCACAACAACAACGACAUGAAAUUCCAACGCUUGAAGAUAAGGACAUUCAAAAGAAAUCAUCAUGUCGACAAAAGAAACUCUCUUCAAAACCAUAUUUGGUACCCACAAGUUUUAUGUCUGAAUUUCUUGUUCGUGACGAACAACAAGAUCAUGCACCAAUUUUCAUCCAACACACUGAAGAAAUGUUGAAACAAGAGCUCAUGAUCAAGAAAGGUCUUCUUCCCAAACGACCAAGAGGUCGUCCUCGAAAAAACCACAACAAUGAGAAUGACUCAAUGACUCGAAACACGACAACUUCAAAUGCAUCUUCACAGCAUGUUCAAUUACAAUGA
Messenger RNA from Naegleria fowleri, 1149 nucleotides. RefSeq lists its product as uncharacterized. Lineage: Eukaryota; Heterolobosea; Eutetramitea; Acrasida; Naegleriidae. The transcript has a single exon. The coding region runs from base 1 to 1149 and encodes 382 amino acids. The record is from RefSeq and is a predicted model, not a curated record.